Messenger RNA from Labrus bergylta (ballan wrasse), 8264 nucleotides. RefSeq names its product disco-interacting protein 2 homolog C. NCBI's taxonomy places the organism in Eukaryota, Metazoa, Chordata, Actinopteri, Labriformes, Labridae. The record is from RefSeq and is a predicted model, not a curated record.
GUGACACCAGCGGCAAGAAGCUGCAAACAGCUCUGACUCUGGGGCUGCGCGAGCCUCAUCAUCAUCAUCACUAUCACAGAUACAAACACCGCAGCGGCAGCGACGAGAACCGACCGAGCAACCGGGGUCUUUACCGAUUCAAAGAGCCGGGCGCCAUGGCGGGCCUCCGCUAAAACGAGACCGAGAUUUAUCCUCUUUGUUCUCCCUCGACGCUUCUUCGUCUUUCCGCGCCGGAGCCGAGGAGGGGCCGCCGAGAAACAGCUCUUCCUUUCCGAGCGAAGGAGGAGGCAGGAGUAGAAACAGCAGCAGCAGCGGCGGCGGCGGAGGCGGCAGCAGCAGCAGCAGCGCUGUAACCGGGGAGGUGUUUUCUACGGAACGAGACGAAUGGCGGACCGUGAGGCGUCGCCGAUACCGCUGGAGAUCCGAGCCCGGCUGGCGGAGCUGGAGCUGGAGCUGUCAGAAGGGGACAUCACUCAGAAGGGUUAUGAGAAGAAGAGGCACAAGCUGAUCAGGGCAUAUGUUCCACAUGCUGGAGGUAUGGAAGGGCCCAUGUCCCAUCGGGCCCAGCUUGGCCCGCCCUCUGCCGCACGUUUCCACCGGCGACGGACCUCCGGCACCAGAGAUGAACGCUACAGAUCAGACGUCCAUACUGAGGCGGUGCAGGCCGUGUUGGCGCGUCAUGUGGAGAGGAAGGUCGCCGUGCCGAUGCCUUCCAAGAGACGCUCACUUGUAGUGCAGACCUCCAUGGAUGCUUACACGCCUCCAGGCCUGUCCCCCCUGUGCUCAGACUCCUCGUCGGGCUCAGAGGAGGAGGCGGGGCCGGGUGACGACAUGUCGGGCAUGGAGCACUGGAUGAGCCGCCCUUCCCAUUUAGGCCCCGCCCACCUGGGCUCCACCUCCUCCUCCUCCUCGUCGACGCAGAGCGGAGGCAGUGGCAACGCCGGGCGGCUUGCCGACUCGCUGGCGCACGCACACAUCUCGCACCUGGCGCACUCACACCUGGCGCACAGUCACCUGGGCCAGUCACACCACCAGCAGAGCCACCUGUCCCAGUCACACCACGGUAUCGGCCACCUGUCUCUAAAAAGGAAGGGAGUUCUGAGUGUCGCAGAGAACGGAGGAUCUCUGAGACGAUCCUGUGAGUUUGGAUCUGACAUGCUGUGGCCGCCACCGCUGGAAUCAGACGAGAACCACUCGGCCCCCCCGGAUGUGACGGGUUACUCGUCCGACUCGUCUCACACCCACACGGAGCGUCACCACAUGUCCAACAUGGGAACCAUCGCUAGGAACACACAGAAGUACGGCAACGCAGAGCGCAUGGAGACCGGCGAUGGUGUUCCAGUCAGCAGUCGUGUGUCCGCUAAAAUCCAGCAGCUCGUGAACACGCUGAAGCAGCCGCGCAGACCUCCGCUCCGGGAGUUCUUUGUCGAUGACUUUGAUGAACUUCUGGAGGUCCAGCAGCCAGACCCCAACCAGCCGCGGCCGGAGGGGGCGGAGAUGAUGCCAGUUCGAGGAGAGGCACUGGGGGUGGUCACCAACUGGCCCCCGUCCCUGGAGGCUGCGCUCCAACGCUGGGGAACCAUCUCCCCUAAAGCCCCCUGCCUCACCAGCCUGGAUACAGCAGGGAAGCCCCUCUACGUCCUCACAUAUGGAAAGCUGUGGUCUCGCAGUAUCAAGCUUGCCUACAACAUCCUCCACAAACUGGGCAGCAAGCAGGAGCCGAUGGUUCGGCCAGGUGAUCGGGUGGCAUUGGUGUUUCCAAACAACGACCCUGUGGCGUUCAUGGUGGCCUUUUAUGGCUGUCUGCUGGCAGAGGUGGUCCCUGUUCCAAUAGAGGUCCCUCUAAGUCGCAAGGAUGCUGGCAGUCAGCAGAUUGGCUUCUUGUUGGGCAGCUGUGGGGUUACCGUGGCGCUGACCAGUGACGCCUGUCACAAAGGCCUGCCCAAGAGCGCAACAGGAGAGAUCCCGCAGUUCAAAGGUUGGCCCAAGUUGUUGUGGUUUGUAACUGAAUCGAAGCACCUUUCCAAACCUCCCAGAGACUGGUUCCCUCACAUCAAAGAUGCAAACAACGACACCGCUUACAUAGAGUAUAAAACCUGUAAAGACGGCAGCGUGCUGGGAGUCACAGUGACGAGGAUCGCUCUGCUCACACACAGCCAGGCUCUCACACAGUCCUGCAGCUACACUGAGGCGGAAACCAUCGUGAACGUUCUGGACUUUAAGAAGGACGUAGGCCUGUGGCACGGCAUCCUGACGAGUGUGAUGAACAUGAUGCACGUGAUCAGCGUCCCCUACUCGCUGAUGAAGGUCAACCCUCUGUCAUGGAUCCAGAAAGUGUGCCAGUACAAAGCUAAGGUAGCUUGUGUGAAGUCCAGAGACAUGCACUGGGCUCUGGUCGCCCACAAAGACCAGAAAGACAUCAACCUGAGCUCGCUGCGCAUGCUGCUGGUGGCCGACGGAUCAAACCCCUGGUCCAUCUCCUCCUGCGAUGCCUUCCUCAACGUCUUUCAGACUAAAGGGCUGAGAGCCGACGUCAUCUGUCCCUGCGCCAGUUCCCCUGAGGCCCUGACGGUGGCCAUCAGGAGGCCGGUGGAGGACAGCAGUCAGCCUCCAGGCCGAGGCGUUCUUUCCAUGCAGGGUCUGACAUACGGGGUCGUCAGGGUCGACACAGAAGAACGCCUCUCAGUGCUCACCGUGCAGGACGUGGGGACUGUCACGCCUGGAGGUUUGGUGUGUGUGGUGAAACCAGAAGGCGUCCCUCAGCUCUGUCAGACGGAUGAGAUCGGUGAGCUCUGUGUCUGCUCCAUCGCCACCGGCACCUCCUACUACGGCCUCACGGGCAUGACUAAGAACACCUUUGAGGUUUACCCGGUGAGCUCCACUGGGGGGCUGAUCAGCGAGUAUGCCUUCGUGCGGACUGGCCUGCUGGGAUUCAUCGGCCCCGGCGGCCUCUGCUUCAUCACAGGCAAGAUGGACGGCCUCAUUAUGGUGAGCGGGCGGAGGCACAACGCCGACGACAUUGUCGCCACGGCACUGGCAGUGGAGCCAAUGAAAUUCGUCUACAGGGGCAGGAUAGCGGUGUUCUCUGUGACGGUGCUUAGGGACGAGAGGAUUGUGGUCGUGGCAGAGCAGAGACCUGACUCCACCGAGGAGGACAGCUUCCAGUGGAUGAGCCGCGUGUUGCAGGCCAUUGACAGUAUCCACGGCGUGGGCGUGUUCUGCCUCGCUCUGGUCCCCGCUAACACUCUUCCUAAGACUCCACUGGGCGGCAUCCACCUGUCAGAGAUCAAGCAGCUGUACCUGGAGGGGGGGCUGCACCCCUGCAACGUCCUCAUGUGUCCCCACACCUGCGUCACCAACCUGCCCAAACCCCGGCAGAAACAACCAGAGAUCGGACCUGCCUCUGUGAUGGUGGGGAAUCUGGUGUCAGGGAAGAGAAUCGCUCAGGCCAGCGGCAGAGAUUUAGGACAGACUGACGACAAUGACCAGUUCCUGUUCCUGUCCGAGGUUUUGCAGUGGAGAGCUCAGACGACACCAGAUCACGUCCUCUACACCCUGCUCAGCUCCAGGGGGGCGGUGUCCAGCUCCCUCACCUGUCUGCAGCUCCAUAAGAGGGCUGAGCGAGUGGCGGCUCUGCUGAUGGAGAGAGCGGGUCUGCAGGAGGGAGACCACGUCGCUCUGGUUUACCCGCCAGGUAUCGACCUGAUUGCAGCUUUUUAUGGCUGUCUGUACGCCGGCUGUGUUCCCAUCACCGUGCGACCACCUCACCCCCAGAACAUCUCCACCACCCUGCCCACCGUCAAGAUGAUCGUCGAGGUCAGUCACUCAGCCUGUGUGAUGACCACGGCGGUAAUCUGUAAGCUGCUGCGCUCAAAGGAGGCCACGGCCACCGUGGACAUCAGGAACUGGCCACCUGUCCUCGACACAGAUGACCUGCCAAAGAAGAAGCCUCCAGCUCUCUAUAAGCCCACCAACCCUGACGGUCUGGCCUAUCUGGACUUCAGCGUGUCCACGACCGGGAUGCUGGCCGGAGUUCAGAUGUCCCAUAAUGCAGUUGGAGCGUUCUGCCGGUCGGUGAAGCUUCAGUGUGAGCUGUACCCGUCCAGAGAAGUGGCCAUCUGUCUUGAUCCGUACUGCGGCCUCGGCUUCGUCCUCUGGUGUCUGUGCAGUGUGUAUUCAGGCCACCAGUCCAUCCUGAUCCCUCCGGUGGAGCUGGAGUCGAACCCGGCGCUGUGGCUGCUCGCCGUCAGCCAGCUGAGGGUGCGAGACACUUUCUGCUCGUACAGCGUCAUGGAGCUGUGCACCAAAGGACUCGGCCUGCAGACAGAGGCGCUCAAGGCUCGAGGUCUGGAUCUGUCCCGGGUUCGGGCCUGCGUCGUGGUGGCGGAGGAGAGGCCCAGGAUGUCUCUCACACACUCCUUCUCAAAGCUCUUCAAAGACCUCGGCCUCCACCCGCGAUCCGUCAGCACCGCCUUCGGCUGCAGAGUCAACCUGGCCAUCUGCCUGCAGGGCACCUCAGGACCAGACCCAACGACUGUGUACGUGGACAUGAGAGCGCUCCGCCAUGACAGGGUUCGGUUGGUGGAGAGAGGAUCUCCUCACAGUCUGCCGUUAAUGGAGUCUGGAAAGAUCUUACCUGGAGUUCGUAUCAUCAUCGCCAACCCAGAGACCAAAGGACCUCUGGGAGACUCACACCUGGGAGAGAUCUGGGUGCACAGCGCUCAUAACGGCAGCGGUUACUACAGUGGUUACGGCGAGGAGGUCCUUCAGUCUGAUCACUUCAACUCCAGACUCAGUUUUGGAGACACGCAGACGGUCUGGGCCAGGACGGGAUACCUGGGCUUCCUCCGCCGCACAGAGCUCACCGAUGCCACCGGAGAGAGACACGAUGCUCUGUUCGUGGUGGGAGCUCUGGAGGAGGCCAUGGAGCUGAGGGGGAUGAGGUACCAUCCCAUCGACAUCGAGACCUCCGUCAUCCGCGCACACAAGAGCAUCAUGGAGUGUGCCGUUUUCCCCUGGACCAACCUGCUGGUGGUGGUGGUGGAGCUGGAAGGCUCCGAGCAGGAAGCUCUUGACCUGGUUCCCAUGGUGACCAAGGCGGUGCUGGAGGAGCACUACCUGAUCGUGGGCGUCGUCGUGGUGACGGACAUCGGCGUCAUCCCCAUCAACUCCCGCGGCGAGAAACAGCGCAUGCACCUCCGCGACGGCUUCUUACAAGACCAGCUAGAUCCAAUCUACGUGGCCUACAACAUGUAGCCUGAGUGUGUGUGUGUGUUUUUGUGUGCGUGUGUGUGUGUGUGUGUGUGUGUGUGCGCGAGAGAGAGAGAUAGCAUGCGUGUGUAUGCUGUGCAUAUUGCCGUUGUUGUUCCUUUAUUUCCCCCCAAAUCAACAUGUACUGUAUUUUUGAACCUGCGUACGGUGUGGUCUUAAGUCGUCUGUUUUCUUUAAAGUCGUGUCGUGCCGGUUGGAUGAUUGAUUGGCUUACUGAUUGAUUGCUCAGUGGUGUUAUGAUCAUUUUUACACCCCAUUUAAUCUCGUGACCGUCACCAGGAGCUCGUCACUGUAGAAAGCCUUAGGGGGAACACUGUGUAUGGGGCGAUGGCUCUGGUCGUCACACCGCCUGUCGCUUCUCAGAAGUUUUAGGAGAUAAAAGUAGAGCGAGAAAAAAACUAGAGACUCGUAUCUGUCAUCAUGUUUUACUGGUCGAAUCAAAUAAAUCCAGAUUUGUGGUUUUACUUCAAUUAGAACAGGGGCAGCCAGAGAACUGUAAAAAUAUAAAUAUUGUACAUAGACAUAAUAAUCUAUAUGGAGAGGAACCUAAAACACAAUGAGGUGUAGUAGCCCCUAUAUGCAGCUCUCUCCACCUGCACCCUGUGUGUGUGUGUGUGUGAGUGUGUGUGUGUGUCUGCAGAGUGUGUGUCUCUGUCUGAGAGUGUGUUCACCUGUCUGUGUUUAUGUGUGACGGGGACAUUUCACAUCGUGUAAAUGUGAUUCAUGGGAAAGAUUUUAUGCUUAAAAGAGGAAAAGGGGGGGGAAAAAAUAUACGGAUGCUUAAAACACUUUAACAUGUUUAACACGUUUAAGCUGCAAACAGAAACACGUAAAAAAAAAAAAAAAAAAACAACCAAAAAAAAGCUGAGUGUGUGUUUCAGCGUCCAGUUGACUUGACAUCGGAAAAUCCGUUUCCAUCCGAGACUUUUCAAACACUAAAAUAAGUUUAUAAAAACCAUUGCGGCGAUGCAGGAACAGAAUCUUGUCCAUGUUCAGUCAGCACCGCCCAGUGUGACAGUUUGAUCGGAGCUUUGUGUGUUGACUCAUUUGCAGAAAAAGAGAGAGGACGUGUUAAUGCCGUAAACUUUGCAGAAGAAGCCCACAUAGACACAGUUACAGCAUCUUCUGAUUUUUCACUUCCAGUUGAAGUUCGGCAGUUGUCUUGUGUUUUUUUGUAAACCAGAAGAGACGGCAAAUGGAGAGAAGCCUGGCUUUAGCAAACACUAAGUACUCAACUCGAGCUGGCUUAGUUGGCGAGGUGCACGUGUCAUUUAUGCCAAAUGUGGAAUUCAUUGGGAAGCUAAUUUUGUCUAGCUAAGAACACGCUUUAGAGCUCCUAUGAGGAACUUUUGGUGAUUAUGGCGCCCUCGUGGACAAAGCAGUAUGUGUUUGCUGUUUUCUUUUUCCUGUGCACGUGUAAGUAGAGUUUCAAACAAAACCUUUCAGCCUGCCUUGUUUUACAGUCAAAUCUUCACUCAUUGAGAAUCUUUGCUGUGAAAAAUGUUAAAAACAUUACUGCAGCAGUUUAUCAACCAGCCCACAGCAGCCAAUUCUGAAAUCUUUAGAAAUAAUUCAUCAUUGUGCUGAUAGUCUUUUUUUUUCUUCUUUUGUAGUCCAUAAAGCAGCUAAAAACUCCUCACGGGAUCUUUAAACAAAAUGAAGCUAACAAAAACAAACAGCCGACUUCUCUGAGUGAAUUGUAGUACCUCGUCAUGCAGAUAGAAACGUGUCGAUCACAAGCAGCUUAGCACUAAAGAAAACAGUUUUUAGUUUCAUCACUUACAAAAUGAACAUCAUGCUGUUUGAAGAAUUGAAACUAGAGAUAUACUCAACCCAAGACACCAUAUGCAUCACGAUAAGGGUUCAUGACAUGAUUUGAUCACGUUUUCUAAUUUAAAAUAAAUGUACUGCAACUAUUGGAGUCGCCCUCUGCUGGCCGCUAGUAAGAAUGCAGUUUUACGACGUUCCAUUUUGGCCUCACUUUGAGGCUCAGAGGCCACCCCAAAGGCGUAUAUACAGUUUAUGGUUUAUGCAAAAUUAGAUCAGUUUAAAUGAUUUCAAAGUUAAAACAUUAAAGUACAUCAUAAGUGCAAUGUUUAUCAAUAAAGUACUGUAGUUCAUUUCAGCUAAAGUGCAGCAAAGCUUGAACAUGAACCAUCAUCGUACAUUUCUAAAUGUAUCGGUUAAAGUGUGAACCGAGGUGCACUGUGUGAAUAUUGUCAUUUAAAGGGACUUAAUGAGGAAAUCAAAGGGGAACUGAAGACUCGGCAGCCUUUGGGUGUUCAGGUGUUGCAGUUUGUUUGUAAUUAUUUAGAAAUGAUUUAAAUAUUAAAUUUAAAAAACAACAGCGAAACCCUGAAAUUAGGUGUAGUCGCCCUAACAUCACGGGAAGCAUCAGCACUGCUUAAAGUAUUUUCUUAACCUCUGACUCUGCAGGUUAUAAAGACGUUUAUUCAGAGGGUUACGAAUGGAUCGAGCAGCGUUUCUUUACAUCCUCGAUGACUUCAUCUCAUUGUUCUUCAUCUUGGAUUCUUUUUCUUGUUUCAUCGUUGUUGUCGACUUUUAUUUAAUGAGAAGAAAAUAAAACUUUAUGCAUAUCAGGAGUUUGCUUAGCGCUUGUUUGGCUGUCAUGGCAGCUUUGGUUUGUGGGUAGCAGCGUGAACACUCAUGUUUCAGUCCCUGUGUGUGUGUGUGUUUGUGUGUUUGUUUGUUUGUUUGUGUGUGUGUGAGGUGGAGGACGUUGGAUAUGAAGGAAAAUCCCAUCAGAAAGCCGGAAGACUGGAUGGGAGAGAGUCUGCAUGGUGUGUGUGAGUUUGUGUGUGUAUGUGUGUGUGUAUAUUGUAUGUAAAUAGUGUUGAUUUUGUACGGUACAAGUGUGUGUGACUUGUUUUGUACACAUGAUAAAAGAUUAAAUGACACUUUUAUAAGAGCCUGCUAUUGGCUCACCGUCACACUAUACAGUGCAAUAAAGUGCUUUGAUUGGCUAAAACUCA